AUGUCUGCUAGCCAAAAGACCUACAGUAUCGCAUCCAUCCCAGCCGAUGGAAUUGGCCCAGAGGUAAUCAGUGCUGGUAUCACAGCUCUGAAUGCCUUGACCGAUACCCUCAAGACCUUCAAGUUGGAGUUCAAGAACUAUGAUUGGAGCUCCGAGACCUACAAGAAGACCGGCAAAUACAUCCCCGACGGUGGACUCGAGGAGCUCAAGAAGCACGACGCGAUUUUCUUCGGCGCCGUUGGCGCUCCUGACGUCCCCGAUCACAUUUCCCUAUGGGGUCUGAGACUCGCCAUCUGCCAGCCGUUCCAGCAAUACGCGAACGUGCGCCCAACACGGGUGUUCCGCGGCACUGAGUCCCCGUUGCGCAAGUGCGGGCCCAACGACCUUGACUGGGUGAUCAUCCGUGAGAACAGCGAGGGAGAGUAUGCGGGCCAGGGUGGUCGCUCCCACGCCGGAAAGCCAUGGGAGGUUGCGACUGAGGUUUCUAUCUUCUCCCGUCAUGGUGUGGAGAGAAUUAUGCGGUUUGCCUUUGAGACUGCGCAAAAGCGGCCGCGCAAGCUGUUGACUGUGGUUACUAAGAGUAAUGCGCAGCGCAACGGUAUGGUUCUCUGGGAUGAAGUGGCGAAGCUUGUUGCUGUUGAUUUCCCCGACGUUACUGUGGACAAGAUGCUUGUUGAUGCUAUGACUACUCGCAUGGUUCUGAAGCCCGAGAGUCUGGAUACCAUUGUUGCAACCAAUUUGCACGCUGAUAUUCUCUCUGAUCUUGCUGCCUCUCUGGCUGGAUCUAUUGGUAUCGCGCCUACCUCUAACCUCGACCCUACGCGGGAGUAUCCUAGUAUGUUCGAGCCCAUUCACGGCUCCGCUUUCGAUAUCACGGGUAUGGGUAUUUCCAAUCCCGUGGCUACAUUUUGGACGGCCGCGGAGAUGCUUGCUUGGCUCGGCGAGGAGGAGGCUUCCAAGCAGCUGUUGGUUUGUGUCGAGAAUGUCUGUGAGCAGGGAGUUCUUACCCGUGACUUGGGUGGUAAUGCCACGACGAAGCAGGUUACUGAUGCGGUUGUGGAGGAGAUAAAGAAGCUUGCGGUUAGCAAUUAA
This is a messenger RNA of Penicillium concentricum, 1092 nucleotides long. Its product is annotated as putative tartrate dehydrogenase. The record is from RefSeq and is a predicted model, not a curated record. The transcript has 3 exons. Gene Ontology annotation, molecular function: oxidoreductase activity, acting on the CH-OH group of donors, NAD or NADP as acceptor; NAD binding; magnesium ion binding. NCBI's taxonomy places the organism in Eukaryota, Fungi, Ascomycota, Eurotiomycetes, Eurotiales, Aspergillaceae. The coding region runs from base 1 to 1092 and encodes 363 amino acids.